Dreissena polymorpha is the source of this 9089-nucleotide messenger RNA. RefSeq names its product AP2-associated protein kinase 1-like. The coding region runs from base 185 to 2560 and encodes 791 amino acids. The record is from RefSeq and is a predicted model, not a curated record. NCBI's taxonomy places the organism in Eukaryota, Metazoa, Mollusca, Bivalvia, Myida, Dreissenidae. Gene Ontology annotation, molecular function: ATP binding; protein kinase activity. The transcript has 17 exons. Gene Ontology annotation, biological process: protein phosphorylation.
AACACAUCCGGCAAAAAGACAACUAAAAUUGUCAUUUCUUUAAGUGUAAAAUGUACUCAUGACUAAAAUUAUCUUGAUAGAAAGAAGGCAUCGUGCAAUUUAUCUAAAAUAUCUCAUAAAGUCUUUUAAAUGAACGAGGAGGAAUUUUCAGAUUCAGUGAAAGGUCGUUCAAAACACUUAGACAAUGAAAAAGUUAUUUUCAUCCACCGCUCAACAAAACCCUUUGAUUGGCAAAGUAUUUCAGAUAGGAAAGUUUGCCGUGACAGUAGAAGAUGUAAUUGCACAAGGUGGUUUUGCGGUUGUGUUUCUUGUGAAGGCUGGUAAUGGUAUGCGAUAUGCUCUUAAACGAAUGUUUGUGAAUAACGAACAGGACCUUGCUGUGUGUAAGAAGGAGAUCCACAUUGCUAGAACGUUAAGUGGUCACAAGAACAUCAUCAAGUUUGUAGAGUCAUCUGUGACAGUAGCUCCCAACAAGGUCUUUGAAGUGCUCAUCCUUAUGCAGUACUGUAGAGGCUCUGUGAUACAGCUGCUGAAUGACCGUAUAGGUCAGGGUCUGGCUGAGAGGGAGGUGCUGAGGAUAUUCUGUGAUGUCUGUGAGGCAGUGUCCAGGCUCCACCAUUGUCAAACACCAAUCAUACACAGGGACCUUAAGUUGGAGAACGUUCUCAUAUCUGAGGAGGGCAAUUAUGUCCUCUGUGACUUUGGUAGUGCCACAGCUCGAGUGUUGGACAAGGAUCAGCAUGAUAUCAAACAGAUCGAGGAAGAGAUACAGAAGUAUACCACCAUAUCAUACCGGUCACCAGAGAUGAUAGACCUGUAUGGGGGCAAGGCAAUCACCACCAAGGCAGAUAUAUGGGCACUUGGAUGUCUCCUGUAUCGAUUGUGCUUCUUGACUUUGCCAUUUGGAGAAAGCUCACUGGCUAUUCAGAGUGGCAAGUUUACGAUACCGGACGACUCUCGAUUCUCCAGACACAUCCAUGUACUUAUUGGCUACAUGUUGACAGAAGAUCCUGAAAAGAGGCCUGAUAUCUUCCAGGUCUCCUACCUUGCCUUCAAAAUGGCCCACAAGAACACUCCAGUCCCAAACAUGAAUAGUUCAUCCGUUCCUGACUUCAGUCAGCUGCCGUUGCCUCCUACAGAGAGUGAGGCUAGAGAGGUGAAGAACACUGCCAGGUCUGCCCCAGUCGCCCCCAGUGAGGGGAGCACCUCAGUUGCCCCUCGACAGAGACCCAAGGCUCAGCAGGGGGCAGUGGUGGCCAGCGCUGGACUCACACCGCCUGUGCAGACCACCAUCGCCCCGAGACAGAGACCCCAGCCAGGCUCAAAUAACCGAGAUCCAGCUCCGCAGCAGACACAACAACAACUUAUGCAGCAACAGCAGCAGCAACAACAACUUCUUCUUCAGCAGCAGCAACAACAACAACAACUAUUGCUGCAGCAACAGCAGCUGCAACAAAAGAAACUUCAGCAACAACAACCCCAGCAACCAGUGUUUGCACAACAGCCUGUUCCUAGCCAUGCACAGGCUUUGCCCAUGGCCAGUGUGACCAUGCCAUCUCCCCAAACACAGCAGUCCCCAAGUUUUAAUGCCGCAGGCGCAAGUGUGCCCCUGGCCCCCCAGUUCUACAGCCCAGCACAGCCUGGCCUCACCCCGCAGCAGUACCAGUACUACAUGCAGCAACAGAUGAUCCAACAACAACAACAGUAUCCCCAGGUGACCCCUACACUGCAGAUGGCCUAUCAACAGCAGAUGGCUUAUCAACGGCAGCAAUACAUGUUUAUGCAGCAGCAACAGAGGCAUCCCCAGCAACAAGCCCAGCCGUCAGAGUCAUCAGACGAGGAUCAGUUCAAUGUCCUGCUGCAAGAACGCUUACAGAUCCGCCCACCUGAUGCCUCAAACCCUGCCCAGGGGCCUGUCAAUGCCAGUAGCUCCGCCCCUGCCAUAAAUAGCCACCAAUCAAGGAGUGCCUCCACCGGGGAAGAGCUCAUAGUGUUCAGUGAUAUAGAAAAGGACACAACCAACCAUAAUCCUGCAUUCCAAGAUUCUCGGUUUAAGAAACCGCCUAUAAAACCGCAAAAACCUCGGAAAUCUACUGCUGAGGGUCAACAACCACUUAUAUCAAUAACUCCGCCAUCAUCCCCCAAACCAAUGCCCCGAACUCAUCGCCGCAAUGUCAGUGACACCUCUGGGUACCGGAUGGGUGGGAAGGGAAGUGCAUUCCAUGCUUACGGGGGCUCAACCUCCGGCGAUAGCCUGACUGCUGUCUUUGACCAUAAAUCCAAGUCAGCAACUACUAGUCCAAUAAACUCGCCUCCAAGAACUCAAGGCAUGGCCCGCACAAUGUCUAUGGAUGAGUGGAAUCCAUUCGAAGAAGACAACUUUGGCAAUGAGACUGAGGACACGAUAUUUGGCAAAGAGUUUGACAAACUACGUAGAGGAUCCAAUAGCAGUAUAUCUAACGUGAAAAGCCGAGAAGACCUGGUGAUGUCUGGCUCUGAUUCAUCCACCGACCCAUUUCAGAACGCCCCCUUCAAGAAGGCGGGAACCAAAGUUAGAUAACCUCAGCAAAUCAUAUCUGCGCCAUGUGACACCAUAUUCAGCAUGAAAUACCUCCCCAGCAUUUGAUCAUGAAGAGUUGCGGGUCUUUGCAAGAUACAUCUGCAUGUUUGGACAGAGUUGCUGCCCUUGACUCUUCAAAGUUUUCCUCAGUUCUUAAUUGCAUUUUACAGCUUUCUCCAAUCCUACUCUGACUAUCAUAUUCUAUUCAUUAUUUGUCGAUGUAUGAAAUCCCACCUCAUUCUGUUUAAUAUUAGUUCGUUGUAAAUUGUUUAUACUUUUUUUAAAUACCUGGAUUUAUUUGUUAUUUUGUUUUUCGUGUACACAAUUCUAACAUUUGCCCUAAAUCAUAUGUUUGAAAAAAUGAAGAAGACUAGAAACAUAAUGUAGCUGUUAUUGAAUGAAAAGACUUCAAAAAUGACUAUGUGGAUAGCUAAAUGCCAGUCAAUUAAAAUUUGCAUCAUUGAAUGUGUGUCUAUAAAAAAUGACUUACUGGCUUUAGGCGUAUGUGAAAUUGAAUAUAGAGGAUUGGGCAAAAAGACAUUGCAUUUGGGAUUGUGGGCAAAUGAGAAAUUUAAUGUGAGAGAAUUGGUCAAAGAGACAUUGCAUUUAGGAUUGUGUGCAAUAUGGGAGAAUGUGUCAAAGAGAUAUUAAAUUUGUGAUUGUUUGCAAAAGGGACAUUGAAUAUGGGAGAUUAUGAGAAAGAGACAUUGUGUUUGGGAUUGUGGGCAAAUGAUAACUUGCAUAUAUUGGAGAAGGUGCCAAUAAGGCAUUGCAUUUGGGACUUUCCAUUUCUUAUUGUGGGCAGAUAAGAAAAUAAAUUGCAUUCUACAUUGUCAGCCAUCGACUGAUUUCUUUCUAAGCUAUAUAGAAUUGCAUUUGCCAGUUCAGGUCAAAGAGACUUUGUAUUGGUAUAUGUGACUCAAUAAGAAAUUACAAUCUGUGUGUUAAAUAAAAAUUACAAGUAGUGUUUUUGGACCAAUUAGACAUUUCAUUCUGUGAGCCAUAGGGGCAUUGCAUUAUGUGUAACAAAUAUGGCAUAUUGCAUUCUGUGUUGGCCAGACAUGCAUUUGGUGUUCUUCAAUGAGCUAUUGCGCUAAAGUUUGUGGGACGAUGAGUGAUUCCAUUAUGUGUAAUUCAUUUUGGUGAUUGUGUGCCUGUGAGAAAUUGGAUCGGUCAGUUAAAGUCAAUGUCUAAUUGGAUUGUUGUUUAUGGCCUUAUGAGAAUUGGCAUCAUGGAAUGCAGGUUAAUAGUUUAUUUUGUCAAGUAUGCCAAAUAGUAAUUUGGUCAAAGAAAACUUACAUUCAUUUACAAUCUGACAUUUCAAUGUAGGUCAAUUAGUGCGGUUUGCAAUCUGACCAUAAAGUGCAUGUCAGAGAGCUAUUUGAUUGGUGGAUGGUGGAUGCCAUGGUGUCACUUCUGUUCAAAUAUUAUUAAUUUUUUGUCUAUGCAAAUUUGGUCUCAAAGUUAGUCUUAACAGUUUUCAGACCUGAAACAACUAUACAAGAAAACAUUUAUUUUUAUAUGAAUGAUUGUAAACCUUGAAUCCAAUAUAUCUGCCCUAAAAUUUGAAAACCUGGUGCUAAGCAUGCCCUAUACAAAACAUCUUGUUCUUAUGUGUGUUCAAGUAUUGCUUUCUUGCAAAAUAAAUUAGUCAGUUUCUGGGAAAGCGGCUCUUAAUGAAUUGUGUAUAGUGUCCUCCCAGUUGAGCCUGUGCUAAUCAGGGAUGACACUCUACUUGGAAUUUUUUGUUAAAAAGAAGUCUCUGCUAAACAAAAGCGUAAGUCUAGACGGAAAGUGUCGCCCGUGAUUAGUUGCUUACAUUUGUGAUUUGAUAAGGCUCUCUUAAAUGAAAAAUUCCGUAAAAGUGCAAAGUACUGUUCCAGAUUAAACUUUGCAGACUGCUAAUCCUAGAUGAUACUUUACUUACAUGCAAGUCCAUAGUUACCUGUACAUACAUGCAAGUCCAUAGUUACCUGUACAUACAUGCAAGUCCAUAGUUACCAGAGACUUGCUCAUUAUUGUUUCUGAUGGGAUUUUUUUUUCUCAAUGAAACGGACAUCUUCUGUGUCAAUUUGUUGUUUUUUCAAAGACUAUUAUUGCAUUAUUCUUUAAGAUUCACAUUAACCAGACUAUCAUUAUAUUUAUUUGUUUAUUUAUAUGUAUAUAUUUUGUCAUAUGUAUUGCUCCAAUUGUUAGGGGUUUUAUGGCAUUUAAAUGGGGUAUGGACUUGAUUUCCGACCGUAAUCCAUAAUUGUCAGGAUUCUGUCUUGAAGCUCUUUCUGUUAAUGUAUUAUGUUACAUUGUAUCAUAUGGUUGUGGUGUUUUCAUUAUAUAAAAUGGUUGAAUUUAAAUGUAAGAAUAGUGAAAAUACUGUCUAGAAAAGAUUAUAUAUAUAUUUUUUUGGCUUUUCAUUUGUUCAAUAUAGAGGUUGAAAAUUAUUAACAAAAAGUCAGUGUUAAUUUAAAUAACAUGAAAUUUCUAUACACUGGCAUAAGCCAUUGUUUUAUAUUUCAUAUUUUAUGGCACAUACUGGGAGUAAUGACUUAAAAUAAAAUGUAAAAGACAUCAUUAAUUUAUUGGGACAAGAAACUUGCUUGUGGACAUGUAGAUUGAUACAGUGAAGUAAAAUUGAUACUUCCACAAACGUCUGCGUAAUCUGUGGUCACCAAAGUGUGGUACACGUAUAUAGAUGGUUGAAUGUAUGUCCGGUAUGUGCUUGUAUUCCAGAGCUUUUGUGUGCUUUGUCCUCAACUGGAAAUGGAGUGCUGGGAACGAUAUGGGAGCAGUGAUACACUUCCUGCAUUUAUUGGGACGCAAUAGCUUCCCUUGUUACUGGGCAUUGCUUGGUUGACAACCUGGGCUCAAGUUAAGACAAAUUGGACAUAACCUUAUCUCACUUAUACCCUGGCAUCAUCACUUGAAUCACUUUGUAUCCAUCAUGCUACCAUGAUACCAUGAUAAUCCACUGAAAUAAACAAACUCAUCAAGAUAGCAUUGAACUUAUCCUCUAUCUUACAUGUAAUUAUGAACUUUAAACUGCAAAAUGUUAAUCAUGAAUAUUUAAAUGUUGUUAUCUAUAACUGAGUAAUUGUAAUACUUUAUACUUUUAUUAUGUUGUCUUUGCAACAAUUUUCUAAGGAAUUCAUCAAAGUAAAAAUUGUUUCCAAAACCCUGCAAUCGGAAAUCGUGUAUAAUUAAACCAUGUAUUGUCACUUUAUACUUUCCCUUCAUGUGUUUAGACAAUUAUAGAUGCAGUUGUUUGUGUAUGGGUCAGUUGUCUGUCUAUGGGUCUAAGUUUGUUGUAUAUUAAUUUGCUUUACAGAAAUAUGUUUGAGCAUUAAUAGGUUUGUGAAAUAAAGGUUGUCAUAUCUGUUGUGUCAGAUCUUCUUUGCAUCAAAGAAAUUCAAACAAGACACAUUAUAUUUCAGAUUGGUUUCAAUGAUAUGGAGUUGAAGUGUUUGACUGUUAUUUCCAAUUUACUUAAUAUUAUAAAACCAGCGCACAGAUAAUUGAAGUUGACAUUUUUAAUUAUGAUCCAUUUGUUGCAUAUUAAAUAAUGAUCCAAAAAUCAGAUUCCCAAACCACUUAAACUUUAAUAAAUCUUUGUCAGGUUCAUGUUUUCUUUAUAAUAUCAUAUAUAAUUAUUGAACACUGUCAAAUAGUCUGUAGAAUGCUACAAACACAACAAUGAUAAACAGGAUUAAGAAAGAAACAGCAAGGUUUCUAAAAUACAAUAUAAACUCUAAAAUUUUAAGUGUUGUGUCAGUUGUUUCAUUUUAAGAGUGUAUGCAGUGUAAUGUUUAAAAAUGACUGGUCGUUUUAUGUUUAACAGGUUGAACAUCAUGCUGAAUAAUAACUCUGUACUAAUUAUCUCUGUUGUAUUAAUUUUGAUUUGUUUGGAAUUCUUUUAUGUUUUUAGACUUAUGUCCUAUAAAAUAAGUUAUUGAUAUGGUAAAUGAAGCUUAGUCUAUAAAUUAUUAGCCUAAUAAGUUUUUUAAAAGACUGUGUUUGAGUAUAUUCUUUGGUAAUUGAUUGUUAACCCUAACAAUGUGUCUUCUUUUUAAUUACAUAUGCACAAUUUACAAUUCUUGUGCCUCUGGCGUUCAAAAUGUAAUAAACUAUGUUUUCAUGCUGUUAUUAAAAACAAAGAGUUUUGUUGAACAUUUUUUUGAUAGUAUCAUAUUUUUGUACAACUUUAUUGGUCAGAUGUAAUAUUACAUAACCCAUUAUGUUCAAAUUCAUUUGACUGUUAAUACUUAUUGCUCCAUAUAGGUAAGGCAGAUAUUCAGAAAGCUAAAAAAAGUCAGAUAUUUGGUUCAACAACCUGCCAAAAAUGUGCAGACAAAAAUGAUAAUUAUAUUUGACACAUAUAAUCUAGCGCAAAUUCUCAAUCUCUAUAAGUUAAUAUUGCCGUUGUGAAAUACUUAAGGCAACAAUACAUUUUAAUAAAACAAUACUAAAAAAGUUUUAUUCAAAUUGAUACAAACUGCAAUCUGACUAUAUGUAUAUUUAAAACAUAAUCUGAUUUGUUUAAAUGUUGUGCACUUAUGGGGUAUCACGUGUGUUACGUGCAGAAUUAUUUUCUUGACCUAUAGCAGUUUUAAUUAGUCUUUUACUACAAUCCUAUUCAGGGACAUUGUCAUGGUUGACACGUGCAGGUUACAUAAAACUGUUACAUGUUUUGGCUUAAUUUAUAAUUGGACAAUGAACAAAUUUAGAGCGUGACAAAAAUAGCGCAACUGUAUUUAUUUGCUCUGAUAUUAGGUUGUUUUAUUCAGUGACAUGAUAAAUUUAGACUCCAAAAAUCUGUUAGAUUUGCGUUCUUUGUUGAUAAAUAUCAGACAACUAAAAAAUGUGUGGUCUUAUAUAUAAGACUGACUAUUUUUGGGAAGUUGAACUUAAGGAAGUUCUUUGCAUGAUUCCUUAUAAUAGGCAUUGAAUGGUGUGUGAUAAAAAUGUAUUGGCUCUAUGGUAAUUUUUUUUUAGUUAUUUACCGGUACUUGACGUUUUUCCCAUUAUUGCCUCCUUUUAUCAAAUAACACCUCAUGGCAUAAAAAAACUUUCUUUUUUUUCACAUCGUUUAAACAAUCAAAUGCACACAGUAUAGUGACAUCAUUUGAGGUCAUUUUUUCAAGCCAUUUUCUUUCUUCUUGUUUUGGAUACAGUCUUGCUUCAUUACAUUUAUUCAGUACUAACAUGAUGUUCUCUUUUUUUAUCCAGUCUCUUUGAAAACUGGUUUUACUGCAUGUGUGUGAAGUAUCAGCAAGGGCCAAUCUGGAUGGACACUUUAAGCCAUAACUGGAUUUUUGUUUAACAAGACACUUAUCAAUGGGAUUACUUUACACACACGCAUUAUGUCCGGUUCUCCCAGAGACUGGAACAUAUGUAUAUGUAUUAUACCAUGAUGAUUUUCUUGCUAUUGAUUGAUGAUCAAAGAGAUGGCAAGUAUGACAAAUAUAUGUUUGUCAUUGAAGAAUAUGAAUAUUUUGGGAUUAUCAACAUUUUUUAAAUGAUAGUAAGCUUUUGUUGGUCAUGCAUUUUCAACAUUUGCCUGUCGUCUUCUGAGUAAACAACAGGAAAAUUGCAAAACCUGCCACAUUAAAUUCCCAAUGUUCAUGUAACUUCGACCAAGGAAUUGUCCUAAAGAUAUUUCAGCAGAGUUAGAAACUGGGUCAUGUGGGUAAAAUUCAAAGUCACUCGGUCAAAUUAAAGAAAUAGCAUGUGAACACUCUAGAGGCCUCUUUAUUGCCAAAUUUUCAUGAAACUUUUUUACAACAUUUACGCAAAUGAUAUCUCAAAUGAUUUUAAAACUGUGUAAUGUUGCAUCAAAAAUAAAGUCCCUAAGUUCAAUUAAAGAAAAACAUUCUCAGUUUGUUUGCAUAAUUUCUAUAAACCUUGUAUGUAACGUUUUUGUUAUUAUUUCAUAGACAAGUAAAAUAUGGUUUUGAAAAUUUGAACGCUUGAAAGGUCACAUGUUAAAUCUUGCCAAGAACAUAGAAAAAUUGUAUAUUUCAGGUCUGAGUUUUACAAUUAUUGCUGUUUCAAAACAUGGCAGCCAGGUGUUGAAGUUGUUUUCCUUAGAAUUGUUAUGGGAAACUUUGGAAACUUUUUUGCUUGUUGCUUGGUAUCUCAAGUGAGCGGGGAGGGCAUUUGGUAUACUGGCUUUGCUUACUUUUACAAAGAGACAUUAUGAAUCCAAUCUGUCUUUCCUUUCUUUUACAUCUGGUCUUUAUGCAGGGUAUGACUUUUACAUUAAUCAUUAACAUGACAUUGAAUGCUUUACACUGUAAAUUUCCUUUAUGAUUGUUAUUUACAGUAUUAAUAUAUAAUAGCCAAUAGUCUUGUUACAUUUAAUGCUAAAUGGUAUGUAUGUAAAUGAUUUGUAUGUAUUGUUAUUUACUAUUAGUAGUUAUUGCAUAAUAGCUAUAUAGGUAGUUAAUUUGCUAGUAGAUUUUACACACUUUGCCAAUGAGUAAGAGCUAGUGCAAUACUUGUGAUAUGUAAAGAAUACACUCCAUAUUCAUUAUCA